Molecule: messenger RNA, 3970 nt
Organism: Paramuricea clavata
Lineage: Eukaryota; Metazoa; Cnidaria; Anthozoa; Malacalcyonacea; Plexauridae
Source: the annotation of a GenBank genome assembly
AUGGAAUUUUUGAAACCAUUUCUUGUUGAAGUCACAGAAGAAUUACUGUACAACAUUGUGUACAAUGUCAGCGAGGUUCCAGUUGAUUACGGAACUUUAAGCACCGAAUUUAAGAAGAAAACUGGCCAUCAUCCGAUGGAGUUUUUUGGCUUUGGUAAUGUAACCGAGCAAGAAUGGCCAGAUUUCAUCAAAAAUAUUCCUGGACUGACAGAAUACAGGGGUGAUAGGGUAUGUAUUAACGACAAUAUCAAUGAAAACGAAGAUAAAAGAGCGAGUGUUUACCGCCAAAAUAACAAUACGUCCACGAAAUUUGGGUCAUGCUUUGGACAAAGGCAACAACUGUUAACUGUCGCAGCAUAUCGAGAGGAAUUUCUAAUUCUGUCCUGCAAGAUGAUUGGCCCACAUUAUUUUGCUAACUUGGGUGGAUAUUGCCAGGACAACAAGGGCAAUACCCCUCUCCAUUUUGUCGCAGCGUUACCUGGUCAUUAUCUUCAGAACGUAAGCCAAUUUUCCGUUACGUUGCCGUUGGUGAAAAAUUUGUUGCGAAUUGGUAUUAAUCCUCUGACAUUAAACUGCACUAGCCAAAAUUUCCUUCACACAAUUACUUGUGCAUUUGAAGAGGAAGAGGAGACGUUUUACGUGGGAGACGACGAAGAGUACCCCUCUUUCGUUUAUGCAAGUGAACCUUUCUCCCAUUACUUCACUAACGGUAACGCUACCUAUUUUCAUCAAUAUGUUCGGGAAAGAAUUGCCGUCAUAGAUCUGCUUUCGACCGAAUUAACGCCGGAACAACAAACGUUGUUAGUGAAUGCACAAGAUUGCUGGGGCAAUACCGUGAUGCAUGAAUGGGCAAAGAUAAUAUCUAUGCUGUGUGUUGACGAUUAUGAUCCAUUCGACAGGAAAAAUAUAUUGGAGAAGUUAGUUAAUGAACUUGGUGCAGGUCUACGACUUCAAAACGACAAAGAGGAGGUGGCACUUCAUCAUGCUUUUCAUCCCACCAUAUUUCGAACUCUUCUUGAAAUCAAAGGAUGGAUGAAUAAGCCAUUAUGUCGAACAAGAAAUUCUCACGACGAAACAACGGUUUUUUCUAUGUUGAAACGUUUGGUCGGAUUUGCAUUUGUUGGUACAUCUGUCUUUAAGGAACUCUCAGAUCUGUGUUUUCUCGGGAUCAAACACAAUGAAUCGGUCACUGUCAGUAUCGAAAAAGCUAUAACAAUGCUGCAAGAAUUUACAUACUUAGUCGCUAAAAAGCAAGAAGUCCGGAAAACACUUUGGAUUUCAGAUGAGAAAGGCAACUGCAUUGUUGAUAUAAUAUUAAUUGCCAUUCGACUUGGAUCCUACCAUUUGGAACAGAGUACCGUAGUUUUGGACUACAUUGAGCUGCGAAAAUGCCUGGUUGAAUUGUUGAGUCAAAUCUUACAACAUGGGAACGCCAAUGACAUGAAACAACGAAACAGCAAAGGUCAAAGUGCUCUACAUGUACUUCUCGACAUGGGAGAAGGAAAUAUAAACACCGUUAUUAACGAUGAUCAUAUACUUCAAAGCGUAGAAAUACUUCUCAAGCACAACGCGGACGUGAACGCAGUUGAUUCAGAGGGACGUACUCCUCUCGAUGUUAGCUACAAGUACUACGACAGAAGGCCUUCCCUUUAUAUGAAAUGCGCCGAAUUGCUAAUCCACCAUGAAGUCCAUGUUGUUCCGCCGGGGAUCAACGCUUCUUCUCCUGCCACAAGUCGACUAUCCCAAAGUUCAUCCGUCCAGCCAAGUUUACUGCAAGGUAUAACCAGCUUGAGUCUUAAUGAAAGACGAAAACUACGCGGAUCAUGUCCCAAGAGUCAUUUAAACAACGCGAACAGAUUAAUUGAUAUAAACAGCGAAGUGACUGUCGUAGGAAGAUAUCGUUAUUCCAGUCAAGAUCCAAUUGGUUCUGGGGCAUUCAGCUCAAUCUUUGUCGCCGUUAAAGAUGAAAACGAGGACAACAAAUCUGGUACGAUUAACUGUCGUGCUUACGCCUUGAAGCGAAUGGAGAAAGCAAAGAUGAAUGCAAACGAGUUCAGACGUGAAAUCAGUACUUUGCUUUCUAUUUCUGGACAGUGUGAGAAUAUCAUUAAGUAUUACGAAUCUGUUGAAGACGAUUUCUUCCAUUACCUCUCUCUCGACCUGAUGGACGGUGAUAUGCACGAGUUUGUCAGAAACGACUAUGCCAAUAAAGUUUUGAAGGAUCCAGUUUUACGUGUGCAAGUUACAAAAGAAAUCAUUAAUGGUUUAGCAUUCGUUCACGAGCAGAAGUUUAUUCAUCGCGAUCUGAAACUUGGAAACAUCCUGUAUACAACAGAUCCCGCUUUGCAUUUCAAGAUCGCCGACUUUGGGCUGACCAAGAACAUGUCCACUUCAUCAAAGAUGAUUUCAUCCAGGGGGAGUGGUGUUGCCAUGGCACCAGGUACGCGAUGUUGGAUGGCGCCAGAGCUGAUCAGUAUGGAAUCAAGAGAGCAUACCCUACAGUCAGAUAUCUUUUCCUUGGGACUGGUCCUCCAUUAUCUUCUCACUCUGGGCAAACAUCCAUUCAAUGCAACAGAAAGUGAAGAACCAGCUCACGUUAUUGAACAAAGAAUCGUACAGACACAGGUUACACUCGCAUUUUAUCCCGAAGCCGCUAGUUUUUUUCAGAUGCUUUUGAGCAAAGAUCCUUUAAAGCGUCCGCCAGUGAACGUCCUCCACCAGCAUCCUUUCUUUUGGAACGAGAGAAAAAAGAUCGAGUUUCUUACAGCGGUUGGUAACCAACCAGAAGCUGCCAGUCCAACCAAACACCCCAACUCGCAAUUGGAGCAACGUUUGCAGGUGACGAACAUUGGCCGGAAGGUGCAGCCAGUGCAAGGGGGUUCCGCUUGGAACCUUGUAAACCUUCAAAUGGAUGCUUUGUUUGCAGAAAGUCGGAGACAAAAGUAUAGAACUGAUAAAGUAAUCGACUUGCUACGAUUUAUCAGAAAUGCAUACGCCCACAAGCAAGAAAGAUCGCCAGUGGCACAAGGGUACCUGGACAGAAAUAUUUUCCUACAGACAUACCCUUCACUUGUUUUGGAUGUGUUCAGUGUGGUACAAGAUCUUGGUUUCCUUAACGAUCCAAACCGUAAGAACAUUCAACAAGCUCUAACUGCAAAUGUAUAAUCAGUAGAACAGGCGACUAUGGCAUUAGGAGUGGACCGGUCCAGUAGAUAUCUUGGGAGGGGGUGGAUAGAUUCCAAAAACAAAUUGAUGCACAGUGAAAUAAAAAAAACUCCUGCAACUACGGUCACAGAAUAUACAGAAAAUUCAUGUUUCUACACCGUAAAAAUUAAAAAACUUUUUGCAAGGAAAAUUUCAACCUCUUACAGAGGGUCUUAUUUCGGCUAGAAAGUCCACCCUGGGAGAUCUACAGUAUAAUGGUCCACCCCUUAGUAUGAAAGUUUUUCUCUGUGCACUUAUAUAUAUACUCAAGUAUUUUAUCCAAAUUAAAAAUGAAUUUCCGGUGUCUUAAAACCGCAGGCUUAUGAUAUUUUUAAAAGAUUUGUAUGGAACAAUAACCUGAAAAUGUAGUUGUAUUCCGAAGUCUUUUCUAUAACAAAUCUAAAUCGUAAGUCUGUGGUCUGAUUGAAACACACAGCCAUUGGAAAUACAUUAUAAUAAGCCUUAGAGGUUAGGUAGUCCAAGAUUAACGACGCAUUGUUUCCGGAAAAUUCUGGUUUACCAGUUGGCAGUAAAGUUAUGCCUACAUUACAGACUGUAGUAAAUGUUAUAUAAAUAGACACGUUUUACGAAUCGUAAAAAUCAAAGACAGAUUACAAUGGCUAUUUAGUCUUAUAGUAACAACCUUUACGUCGAACAGUAUAACUAUAAAAGGAGAUCGUAGAUUUUAGAAUGACCUUUUGUGUAAUUGCAUACGUAAUUGUACACAUAAAAAAAUUCAAUGUAGUAGACUGAAUAAAAGUCAAGU